GCCCGAUAAGAAGCCACACCUUGAUGAUAAACGGGCAGAACACAGCGGCCAUGGACGACGGAAUAGCCUGCGUCAAAUACGUUCUCAUCGCCUGUAACCUGCUAGUAUGGAUGCUGGGCCUGGGUGUGCUGUCGAUCGGGAUCUGGAUCCGAUCGGACCCGGACUUCUGGGUCUACCAGGACAACCUCCCUUUGUCCAAUUACUACGACGCCUGUUACGUCGUCAUGGCAGUAGGGGUAUUGCUGCUCAUUCUCGGUUUCAUGGGAUGCUGCGCCGCCGCCAUCGACAGCCCUUGUAUGCUGCUCACGUACUUCAUAGCGAUGCUGGUACUUCUGCUGAUGGAGUGCGCUGUGGCUGGUCUCGUCUGGAAGGUGGCUGACGGAGACACGUUACAACGGCACUUGGCCACCACCAUCAUGGAAAGGAUCGACGAAAUCAACGAAGACCCUAAGGCAAGAAGAUUCAUGGACUUGAUGCAAGUGCACCUGGAAUGCUGCGGCGCCAUUUCCAAGCACGACUAUGAAGUGCGCGCCAUGACCAUUCCACAGUCCUGCAGCAGCUCACGCACGAACAACAUCUUCAUCUACGGCUGCAGCGAAAACCUUCGUGUUCUCCUGGAGAGAACAGGUGCCGUCGUCGGAGGAAUGGGGCUGGCCCUCGGCUUCGUGCAGAUCAUCGUCAUGAUCAUCUCCUUGUGCCUCUUCUGCACCCUCCGCCAGGACAGCAAAUAGAAAGUGUAUCCUCAAUAUGUACAAUAAAUCACCCAUAUACUUCUUCCUUACUUUCA
Messenger RNA from Ornithodoros turicata, 787 nucleotides. Its product is annotated as CD9 antigen-like. NCBI's taxonomy places the organism in Eukaryota, Metazoa, Arthropoda, Arachnida, Ixodida, Argasidae. Gene Ontology annotation, cellular component: plasma membrane. The transcript is spliced from 7 exons. The record is from RefSeq and is a predicted model, not a curated record. Bases 24 to 731 code for a protein of 235 amino acids.